Ctenocephalides felis (cat flea) is the source of this 2109-nucleotide messenger RNA. Its product is annotated as U3 small nucleolar ribonucleoprotein protein MPP10. The transcript has 9 exons. Lineage: Eukaryota; Metazoa; Arthropoda; Insecta; Siphonaptera; Pulicidae. Gene Ontology annotation, biological process: rRNA processing. The record is from RefSeq and is a predicted model, not a curated record. Gene Ontology annotation, cellular component: small-subunit processome; sno(s)RNA-containing ribonucleoprotein complex; nucleus. The coding region runs from base 89 to 2071 and encodes 660 amino acids.
CAUGUUCACUAAAUCCGAAUAAGUUAGGUUAAGACUUGAAUUUUAUUUGCCCAUAUUUAUUACGGAAAUGCUUAAAAGAAAGUAGUGUAUGAUGGAUGAAAAUAUAAAUAUUUUAAGCAGCAUUUUGAGCGCGUUUAAAUCUUUAACCAAGAAACCGGAGCUGUAUUUAAGUGUUCAAGAGGAUAAUGCAUUGAAAUUUAAAACUGAGUUAAAAAAAUUGUAUGAUCAUACUAAAUCAAGCGAUAAAUCAAAUCAUAACAGUCAGGCAUUACAACGAAUGAUUAUAGACAAGUUUGAUGAAGAACAAAUUUGGCAACAACUGGAAUUACAAAAUAAUAGUACCUGGAAUGGGUUUUUGGCUAAUAUUUCUCGACUGUGUUUUAAUAAACAGCAUUUACUGUUCUGUAAUUAUGGUAAUGUUGACGCUGAUAUUGAUAGGAUUAUAAGGGUUGCUAAUGAUGAAUAUGACAUUGAAGAUAGAAUAUCAGAUGAUAGUGAUGAUGAUGACGAAAAUGAUGAAUAUAAACAUAAGGAUGUCGGAGAUGAAAUGUCAGAUGUUGUUAACAUAGGCAACAUUGAAGACAGUUGUGACGAAAAUCUUCUUGAAAUCUUUGGCAAAUAUAAUUCUAAAGCAAAAUGCCUAAAUAGUGAAGCUAUUCGGAAGCCUUACAAAUCAUCUAUAGUUGAUGACAAAUUUUUUAAAUUCUGUGAACUACAACAAUUUUUAAAUGAGGAAGAUUGUAAGAAUAUGAAUGGUAUGCAAGAAAAAUUUCAUCGUGAUGGUGAUAGCGAUAACUCAAUUGACUUGUUUGAAGAUCUUGAUGCCAACUUAUUUUCUGAUGAUGAAAAUGUAUAUAACGAAAACUAUAGUGAUGAUGAAACUAAUAGAGAAAAAUAUCCAAGAUAUGAGGAUUUUUUUGAUGCUCCUGAGGAUUUAAAUCACGAUCAGAAAGAUGAGCUAAUGGAUGAGGUGAAUGUGGAAGAUUGUGAUGAUUUGGACGAUGAUAACCUUAAUUAUCAUGACAGUGAUGAUAAAUCAAAGAAUAUGAAAAGAGUGAAAUUUCAGAUAUCUCAAAGCGAAUCUGGUGAUGAUUCAUCAGAUGAUUAUGUGUUAGAUAAGCCUGACUUAAAUCCAGGAAACAACCAAGAGGAAAAAUCUACUUUUCAAAUUAGGCAAGAAAGACUAAAAAAGAAAAUUGAUCAUUUAGAGAACGCAGCAUUGGCUCAAAGACCAUGGCAGCUUAAAGGAGAAAUUGAUGCAGCAAAUAGGCCUCAAAAUUCCUUGUUAGAAGAAGUUUUAGAAUUUGAUUUGUUGGCAAGACCAGCUCCCAUUAUUACGCAAGAGACAACUUUGAAAUUAGAAGAUAUUAUUCGGCAAAGAAUAAAAGAUAAAGCAUGGGAUGAUGUUGAAAGAAAAAUAAAACCAAUUGAUGCCCCAUUAGAAUAUAAGAAAGAACUAGCCUUAAAUCAAGAAAAGAGCAAAGAAUCAUUAGCAAAGAUUUAUGAGCAGGAAUAUUUAAAACAACAAGCAGCAUUAUAUCCAGAUUGUUCUGACCAACCAGAAGAAGUACCAAAGGAACAAACUGCCAUUGAACAAAUGAUGAUAUCAUUAUUUGCUCAGCUAGAUGCUUUAUCAAAUUUCCACUACACUCCGAAGACUGUUAUGCCAGAGGUGAAGAUUAUCAGUAAUUUACCUGUCAUUAGCAUGGAAGAAGUAGCACCUGUUGCAACGAGUGAUGCAACUCUUCUUACUCCAGAAGAAAUUCAAAAGAAAUCUAAGGGAGAUGUGGUUAGUAAAGACGAACGCACAAAAACGGACAAAAUUAGAGAGAGACGCCAGAAGAAAAUAAGACAGCAAAUUAAAAACAAGAAACAAGAAAUUAUAGAAAAAUUGAACCCCAACUCUAAUAAAUUUAACAAGCAAAAGCAAUCUAAGCUUAUCAAUAAAUUGUUUAAAAACAGAAAUAUAGGAAAGUUGGUUAAUAACACUAAGACUGCUAAGUCUUCUCAAGCAUUCUUCACACAAUUGCAAGAAGUCCAAGGACAAAUUUCAAAUAAAAUCAAGUCAUGAAAAAUAAUGAGCAAGAAAAAAAGAAAUGUAUAGCAAAG